Didymodactylos carnosus is the source of this 1425-nucleotide messenger RNA. The record is from the annotation of a GenBank genome assembly. Lineage: Eukaryota; Metazoa; Rotifera; Eurotatoria; Philodinida; Philodinidae.
AUGAAAAGACACCAUAAAACUGAUUUAAAUAAAUGGUCUGAAUCAUUGAUAGAAGUACAUAAAAUGCAGCCCAAAAUAGCCGAUGCUUUUUCUGGUAAAAUUAAUAAAUAUGGUCCGUCACAUCCUAAACAAAUUGAGUUAACUGAUAGUAUUAUUCAAGAUUUGAUUAUUGAUCUUGGGCUUCCAUUAUCACUUGUUGAGAGACCAGCAUUUAUACGCUUCAUGAAAAAAGCGGAUCCAAAAUAUGCAGUCACAAGUCGACGCACUAUUACAAGACAAAUGAUACCAGAUUUAUAUGACAAGAUGCGAAAAGGUUUACAAGAAUUUUGUAACACUGCUCAAUUUAUUUCAUUAACACUUGAUAUUUGGACUGAUAGACGUAUGAGAUCAUUUUUUGCGGUAACUGGACAUGCAAUUAUUAAUGGUGAUUUCAAAUCGUACGUGCUUUCAUUUUUACCAAUGCAAGGUAUUCAUACUGGUGAUGCUUUGUUCGCUGAAUUCGAAAAUGUGGUUUCAACAUAUUCCAUUAGAGACAAACUCGUACGUAUAGUAACUGAUAAUGCUUCAAAUAAUAUAAAAGCUUUUGAGCAGUUAUUCGUUCCAGGCUUCGAAGUAUACUUUGAGCCAGAUGAAGAUGGGGUUGAUCAUUUAAGUGAAGGCGAUGAGGAGGCAGUUAAGUCCAACAAGGAUGCUGAUGCUGCUGGGUUAAGUACUAUCGAGAAAAGCUUUGAUACAGCAACAAGUGAUGCAGGAGGUUUACGUAUACCUUGUUUUCCACAUACACUCGAGCUAGUAGUUAGAGACGAUUUAAACAAUUCAAACUGUGCGAAGUAUUCAUUAUCUAAGGUAGCAAAAAUUGCUAAAUUAAGUCAUAAUAGUACAAAAUUUUCUGAACAGCUAGAAAAACUAAGUAUAACUAUACCUACUGCUGUUCCUACUAGAUGGAACAGUCAGUAUGAUUGCGUAUGCAAAAUUUUGGAAAUAGCUAAUGAUUCAAGAAAUAAUUUAAAUCAGAUGUUAACAGAUAUAAAUAAAACUGAUCUCCGUUUACUUCCAAGAGACUACGCUAUAUUAAACGAGUUUGUUUCAUUAUUUGCACUUUUUGCCGAAGCCACGAUAAAAACCCAAGCUGAUAAGUCACCUUCCAUCAGUCUGGUAGCACCAAGCUUGCUUGGUAUUUAUCUCGAUCUUCAGCAUGAAUUACAGAAUAAUUGUAAUCAUACAACUUCUUUGUGCAAGACUCUUUUAACAUCAUUAAAAUCACGAUUUGGUGGUCUAUUGGAAAAACUGUAUAUUAAUAUUGAUGAAAGUAUUUUAAGAAGGUCUACUUAUCAUCUUUAUUCUGAUAAUAUAUUUUUAAUUUCACCACUACUUGACGCAAAAUUUAAACUUAAUUGGACAAUUAAUUCUUCUCUUCCUGAAUGA